Heterotrigona itama is the source of this 2037-nucleotide messenger RNA. The record is from the annotation of a GenBank genome assembly. Lineage: Eukaryota; Metazoa; Arthropoda; Insecta; Hymenoptera; Apidae.
AUGCAAAGAACACUGUUGCCGUUGUUCUUAACCCUGUUGAGUUAUUCUGGACUGACUAGUGGGCUCUGCAUCCUGCAGAAUGGUACAGUAGCUCGUUGCCAUGAACUCGAAGAUGUCAAAUAUAUCAAGACCUAUGAUCUUGAUUCAUUGAAGACUUCCAUAGAAAAAUCUAUCCUUCAUCCGGGGUUUUUCGUCAAUUUGACCAGCCUUCGACAUUUAGAUCUUUCAGGAGGUGCCAUUAAGCAAAUAGGACCAGGAAGUUUCAGUCAAUUGAUGAAUCUAAGGAGUUUAAAUCUCGCUGAAAAUCGUAUCGAACAUUUGGAGUUAGGUUCUUUGGAUGGUUUAAAUCAUUUGCACAGUUUAAACCUUCGUAAGAACAAUCUUCGACAUUUGCCGCCAGCCUUGGCUCGUUUAAAGAUUCUGAAACAUCUGGAUGUUCAAGGUAAUCCGUUGCAAUGUGAUUGUGCAACACUUAAAGUGAGAGAUCUGAUCGCGAAAAGAGGCGUGAAAGUCUCGAAGAAAGUCUUUUGCGCCAAUCCGAGAAACGUGAAGGGAACGUCGUUGUAUAAGUUAGACACUGCAGUCAUUUGUCACUUUGAGGAACAAGAUCGUGAGAUGCAGAAUGAUCAGGCGUACAAGGACUCGUUGGAAGAUUAUGGUUCUGGUGAUUUAUUCGAUAAAGAAGACGACAGCAUGGAAUAUGUGAUCGAAGGCUCUACUAUGGAAGCUCCGAAGCUCGAAAACGAAACAUCGUUUUCAGAAAUUUCUGUUACCACUGAAUUAUCACGAGAAGUUACUGCUACUACGGAGGAACAAGAACUUCCUAUUCAGACGACAGAAACUGUGAAAUCGACAACCAGCACGGACGACGAAAUUUUCUUUGAUUCCGAAGAGAAAAUUAAGUUAACUACAGUUGACACGACAACAGAGAGAAAGAAAGUUCACGAAGAUGGUUUAUUUUAUCCGACAGAAGGUUCCGGCGACGAAGAAGACGGUUCUGGAGAAGGAUCCGGAACGGGAGUAGAUUUUGGCGAACAAGUGUAUCAAACGGAUAACGACAAGAAGGAAGGUUCUUUUUUCGAGGGGCUUUAUGAUUUAUUUAUAGGUUCAACGAAACCAUCAGAGGAACCUAACUUGGAGGAAGAACAAUUUAUCGACGCAUCUUCGACUAAAGGUAUCGAAGAGGAAGAAUCACUUGUUAACAAAACCGCGGUUGAAAAAGAAAUCGUACCGAUGAAAGUCGACCUCGACGAAACAGUCUCAGGUACCACUGAAGUGGCUAUCAAAACUACAUCAAGACCCACUAGUAGAGUUGAGUUAAUUGACAACGAGUUGCAUGACAUGACAAAAUUGGGCAACGUUAAAAUGGACGAGGAAGACACGGAAGAUGGUUUGGCCGUAUCUUCAGCGAAACAAUCGAAGAAAGGAAUGGGUUCUUAUGUUGUUCUAGCCGCUUUAUUGGCAAUUUUAGCAACACUCAUAGGAUUUGCGGCUUAUAAAGGUGAUUUCUGUAGGAAAAGGAGGAAACGCAGUGACGUUGAGAAUGGAACCGAAUUGAGAGACAUGCAGAAAGCUUUAUUGGAAACGGGAAAUUCAACAACGCAACCGAAAAUAGCUUCGAAUGGAAACGUGGAGAACGCACCGUUGGUUGAAGAUGCGACGGAUCAUGACGAAAUAAAGAGUUCCAACGACUACCGUGUUACGGCGGAAAUACCGAAAUCUCCAAAUGGUACUUCCGGUCAUGCAGAACUGUUGAAACCACCACGAGCGGCCACUCCGCAGAACGAUCAAAAGAUCAAAGAAACAAUUGAUCAGGAUGAAAAAUGCCCCAAAGAUGAUUCGUUACAGACAAACUCAGUAGAUCCAGUAAUCAACAGCAGCCCGAAUUUUCGGCUAGCUGAAGAGAACCAACCUCCCUUAAGUCCUGGUGCUCAGAGAGUAAAGAUCACCUUGCAAGAAAACCCCGAUAGCGUGCCAAGGACGCCUAUACUCAUCACAAGAACAGCGGCUGGUGAGAAUCUAGUCAAGACACCAUGA